Molecule: messenger RNA, 645 nt
Organism: Saccostrea echinata
Lineage: Eukaryota; Metazoa; Mollusca; Bivalvia; Ostreida; Ostreidae
Product: spidroin-2-like
Exons: 2
Coding region: 1-645 (214 amino acids)
Source: RefSeq, a predicted model, not a curated record
AUGAUUAGAAUAAUCUCCCUCGCCUGCAUCGUUGCCUGCGUUUAUGCGGAUUAUUACCCAAAGAUUGGGGACUACUAUCCCAAGAGUUACGGAUUUGGUCCAUAUGGUAACUUUGGAGGUGUGAACAGUGGACUCGUUGGCUUUGGGGGUAUAAACAGUGGACUGGGAGGAUACUAUCCCGGUUUGGUUGGUAUUGGAGGUGGAUCUGCUGCUGCUGGUUCAGCUGCCGCCGGAGGUGCUGCUGCCGCCGCUGCUGCUGUCGCUGCCGGACAAAAUGCUGCCGCCUCCUCUGCUGCUGCCGCAGGAAACGGUGCUGCUGCCGCUGCUGCUACUGCUGCAAGUGGACUGAAUGUUGCCCCAUACUAUACCUAUCCUGGGUAUUAUUACCAGGGACAACAAUACUACAACCUCCCCGGCUACUACUUUAAUCAGUUUCCCGGAAACUACUUCCAAUACCCUUCAUUUGGUGUUGGAGGUGGGUCUGCUGCUGCUGCUAGUGCUGCCGCCGCUGGUCAGGCUGCCGCUGCUUCUUCUGCCGCCGCCAGUCAGGGAUUUAAUGGAUUCAAUAAUGGCGUCAUUCUUGGAAGACCUGGAGGUUUUCUCGGCAGAAGACCAAGGAAGAAUCUCCACACACAGACUAAAUGA